Prunus armeniaca (apricot) is the source of this 1056-nucleotide messenger RNA. NCBI's taxonomy places the organism in Eukaryota, Viridiplantae, Streptophyta, Magnoliopsida, Rosales, Rosaceae. The record is from the annotation of a GenBank genome assembly.
AUGGAUAAAUUAGGAUCAAUGACCAAAGAAGGAGCCUCAUCUUCCUCUACCAAAAGGAAGUCCAGAAGACCCAAAUAUUCCAAGUUCACACAGCAAGAGCUUUCAGCUUGCAAACCAAUUUUAACACCAGGAUGGGUCAUUUCUAUAUUUGUCACAAUCGGCAUUGUCUUUAUCCCUAUUGGCUUUGCUUCCUUAUUUGCAUCAGAGCGUGUGGUGGAAAUUAUAGACCACUAUGACAAAGAUUGUGUUCCUCUUAGAUAUACGGAUGAUAAGCUUGCAUUUAUUCAGAGUAGUAAAACUAACAAGACCUGUAUUAGGAGACUAACUGUUCCAAAACAAAUGAAAUCUCCCGUUUACAUCUACUACCAGCUUGAUCAUUUCUAUCAGAAUCAUCGCCGAUAUGUUAAAAGUAGAAGUGACAGUCAGUUGCGGAGCAAGUCUGAUGAGAAUAAAACAAGCACCUGUGCUCCUGAACGCAAUUCACCAAAUGGUACAAUUGUUCCCUGUGGUCUGAUUGCAUGGAGUUUGUUUAAUGACACAUACAAGUUUUCAGUGAAAAACAAACAACUGGGGGUCAACAAAAAGGACAUCACAUGGAAAAGUGACCAGGGGAAUAAGUUCGGCUCGGAUGUCUAUCCUAAAAAUUUCCAGAGUGGGGGUUUGAUUGGAGGAGCAAAACUGAAUUCUAGCAUACCUCUGAGUGAACAAGAAGAUCUUAUUGUUUGGAUGCGGACUGCAGCACUGCCAACGUUCAGAAAACUAUAUGGGAGGAUAGAAGUGGACCUUGAAGCUAAUGAUGUAGUAAUUGUAACAAUAGAGAAUAAUUAUAACACCUACAGCUUCGGUGGCAACAAGAAGCUUGUACUUUCAACCGCAAGCUGGAUUGGUGGAAAGAAUUAUCUGCUAGGCGUAGCAUACCUUACUGUUGGCGGACUCUGUUUGUUCUUGGCCAUAAGCUUCAUACUUCUAUAUUUGAUAAAGCCAAGGCCUCUUGGGGAUACAUCCUACUUGUCUUGGAACAGAAGUGCAUCAGGAGGACAUAUAUUUAUUAGCUAG